UUUGACUCUGUGUGGCGCGUUCACUUCCGGUGACUGGUGCGAGUGUUUUGGAGACGAGCGGCGGCUGUUUUGAAAGAACAUGAGUAACGAAUCUGAUUCUGAUCUCGAUGAAAGAAUCGAGUUAUUAAAACAGAAAUAUCUGCAGAGGAGGAAUCAGGUUCCAGACACAUUUGCCCUGCCGUCAGCUGAUGAUGGAGGUCGAGUGAGGAGUCAGACGCGCAGAGAGAUGAGAGAUUAUAAGAAAGCCCUCAGAGAGAUCUACAGGACUCGAAGGAGACCUGACAGUGCUGCAGAUGAUUCUCCUGAAGAAACGAACGUAUUAUGCACAGAGACAGAUGUGACCUUGCCAUCAAAUCUGGCCCGUUCAUCAAGUUCCUCUGUGUUGAACGGCCGAGGGAAGGACGUCAUGGAUGAAACCCCGAGCCCGAGCAGCGGCGCAGCGGCAGCCGUUCACGUCUAUCAGGAGAUGCUGCACAUUUAUGAGAAGCUGCAGGCGGAGCGGCUCAGUCAGCAGGUGUGGGCGGCAGAACUGUGUGAGCGCGAGCGUGAGCUCCAGCAGAGAGAAAACACACUACUGCAGCACCAGCGCAGCGUUCACAGGCUCAAAGCAGUGGAGGAGGAAGUGCUCAGACGCGUCCAGUCGCUGCAGCAGCAAUAUCAGCAAGAGACAAAUGAGCUGGAAGCUGCUCUGAAGCAGAAGACCAAAGAGAACAAGAGGAUGAAGUCCAGUUUUGAUUCCAUGAAGGAAUUAAAUGAUUCUAUGAAGAAACAGCUUAAUGAGGUCAGUGAGCAGAACAGGAAGUUGGAAAGUCAGUCUCGGAAAGUUCAAGCUCGCCUGGAGAACCUGCAGAGAAAGUACGAGUCCUUCACGACACACCGGGGCCGAGAACCUGCUGUUCCCAAAGCCUGGAAACCAGAAAAUCCUCCGUCAAAUAAAGCAGCAGGCAAGGCCGGCGUUCACGGCCCCUCGGUGAAGCUGCUGGCGCUUCUGUUGGAUUGGGUUGUGGAUGGUCAGCUGGUAGAGGUCAGAGACGGGUCAAACCUCACCGGCCGCGAGCCGUACGCCACACUGCGCCCCUCACUGCAUGAGAGAUGUGCCAAGGCGUUGCCUGUGCUGGUGGAGCAGCUUCAUCAGACCCCUGCGAUGGAGCCGUCACUGCUGCUGUCUCUGCUCCGCUGCGUCUACUGCUGCCUGCUGCUUCUGGAGCGCAGCUCACAGCACUCUGUCCUGACCUCCACGCUGAGGAGGCUGGGUGAGGAGGUGUCUCGUGGAUCAUGUGACCCGGCUCGCCCGCGGGCCUGUCCGCUGUUUAAGAGCUCCUGUCUCCACACGCGCUUCCUGUGCAGCCUCAUCAUCAUCAAAACCAUCAGUCAAGUGGACGUUCUGGCUCAGGCUGUGGACGUUGUGUCCUGUGCGGUGCGGACCGAUGAAGGACAGACGCUCUUCCUGGAGUACCGGGCUCUGCCGGCGGUUCUGGCUCUGCUGAGAGGUGGCAGUCCCGGCCUGCUGGCUCCGUCCGUAGACGUCCUGCUACAGAUGAGCUCAGAAUCACGGAUGCUGUCGGCUUUUCUGGAUCAGUGCAGCACUGAAGAUUUCUUCCGCUGCGCCUCGACGUUCCUCCGUAACCCUCGUCUGGAGCCGCCGCUGAUGGAGAAGAUGCUCAUGCUCCUGCAGAAGCUCUCCAGUGUCCGGAAGAACAAGCGUCUGUUUGAAGUGUCGUCGCUGCAUUUGUUGCUGCAGGAGAUGCACAGAACCGCUGACCGCUCUCAAGCCUUCCUCAACAUCAACCUCAGUUCCAUCCUGCUCAACCUGGGCCUGCUCACACGUUCAUAACACACUCAAAACACACUCAUAACACGCUCAAAACACACACAAAACACACUCAAAACACACUCAUAACACGAUCAUAACGCUCAUAACACACUCAUAACAUGCUCAUAACACAUAACGUUCAUAACAUGCUCAUAACACACUCAUAACACACUCAUAACGCUCAUAACACACUCAUAACACACUCAUAACACUCAUAACACACUCAUAACACGCUCAUAACAUGCUCAUAACACACUCAUAACACACAUAACGCUCAUAACACACGCAUAACAUGCUCAUAACACAUACCGUUCAUAACACGCUCAUGACAAGCUCAUAACACACGCUCAUAACGCUCAUAAUGCUCAUAACGCGCUCAUAACGUUCAUAACACGCUCAUAACAAGCUCAUAACACACUCAUAACGCGCUCAUAACGUUCAUAACACGCUCAUAACAAGCUCAUAACGUUCAUAACGCUCAUAACAAGCUCAUAACGCGCUCAUAACGUUCAUAACACGCUCAUAACAAGCUCAUAAAACGCUCAUAACAAGCUCAUAACGCUCAUAACAAGCUCAUAACACACUCAUAACGCGCUCAUAACGUUCAUAACACACUCAUAACACGCUCAUAACAAGCUCAUAACACGCUCAUAACAAGCUCAUAACGUUCAUAACGCUCAUAACAAGCUCAUAACACACUCAUAACGCGCUCAUAACGUUCAUAACACGCUCAUAACAAGCUCAUAACACGCUCAUAACACGCUCAUAACAAGCUCAUAACGUUCAUAACACGCUCAUAACAAGCUCAUAACACACUCAUAACACGCUCAUAACGCUCAUUACACGCUCAUAACAAGCUCAUAAUGCACUCAUAACGCUCACAACACGCUCAUAACGUUCAUAACACGCUCAUAACACGAUCAUAAUGCUCAUAACACACUCUCAACACUCAUAACAAGCUCAAAGCGCUCAUAACACGCUCAUAACAAGCUCAUAACACGCUCAUAACGCUCAUAAUGCUCAUAACACGCUCAUAACGCUCAUAACACGCUCAUAACAAGCUCAUAACACGCUCAUAACACGCUCAUAACGCUCAUUACACGCUCAUAACAAGCUCAUAAUGCACUCAUAACGCACUCAUAACGCUCACAACACGCUCAUAACGUUCAUAACACGCUCAUAACACGAUCAUAAUGCUCAUAACACACUCUCAACACUCAUAACAAGCUCAAAGCGCUCAUAACACGCUCAUAACAAGCUCAUAACACACUCAUAACACGCUCAUAACGCUCAUUACACGCUCAUAACAAGCUCAUAAUGCACUCAUAACGCACUCAUAACGCUCACAACACGCUCAUAACGUUCAUAACACGCUCAUAACACGAUCAUAAUGCUCAUAACACACUCUCAACACUCAUAACAAGCUCAAAGCGCUCAUAACACGCUCAUAACAAGCUCAUAACACGCUCAUAACGCUCAUAAUGCUCAUAACACGCUCAUAACGCUCAUAACACGCUCAUAACAAGCUCAUAACACGCUCAUAACAAGCUCAUAACACACUCAUAACACGCUCAUAACAAGCUCAUAAUGCACUCAUAACGCACUCAUAACACGCUCACAACACGCUCAUAACGUUCAUAACACGCUCAUAACACGAUCAUAAUGCUCAUAACACACUCUCAACACUCAUAACAAGCUCAUAAAGCGCUCAUAACACGCUCAUAACAAGCUCAUAACACACGCUCAUAACGCUCAUAACGCUCAUAAUGCUCAUAACACGCUCAUAACGCGCUCAUAACGCGCUCAUAACACGCUCACAACACGCUCAUAACGUUCAUAACGCGCUCAUAACGCGCUCAUAACACGCUCACAACACGCUCAUAACGCUCAUAACACUCAACACUCAUAACAAGCUCAUAACACACUCAUAACACAAUCAUAACAUUCAUAACACGCUCAUAACACGUGCUCAUUACACGCACUCAUUAUGCUAAUAACGCUCAUAGCACGCUCAAUGCUAAUAACACGCUCAUGACGCUAAUAACAAGCUCGUAACGUUCAUAACAAGCUCGUAACGUUCAUAACAAGCUCAUAACGUUCAUAACAAGCUCAUAACACGAUCAUAACGCUCAUAACGUUCAUAACAUGCUUAUUACACGUGCUCAUUACACGCGCUCAUUACGCUAAUAACACACUCAUAACACUAAUAACGCUCAUAGCACGCUCAUACCGCUAAUAACACGCUAAUAGCGCUAAUAACACGCUCAUAACGCUAAUAACACGCUCAUAACACGCUCAUAUAACGCUCAUAUCACGCUCAUAACACGCUUAUAACGCUAACAUGCUCAUAACGCUCAUAACACACUCAUUACAUGCUCAUAACACGCUCAUAACACACUCACAUCGUCAUUAUUCAUCACACCUCUGUGCCUUGAUGCUUUUUGUGUUGUGCAGAAUGUCCGAGCUGCUGUUUUCCACACCGAACAGGAUGAUUUUAUACUAUCAAGCUCCAAAAAGAACGUUGCACUGUAUUUCAAGUCUUCUGGAGAGGAAGAUUAUCAGUGAACAAUAAUCAAUGAGGUUUAUGGAUCUAUGUAUGUAUGCUGUUAUGAUACUUAAAUGGUGUUUUUGGCCUUUUUAAAACAUCAUCCACUGCAAAGAGCAGUUAAUAUUAGGAAAAUAGCAGGAUUUUAUGCAGUGCAAUUUUAUUUAUUUUUUAGUAUACAUUGCAAUAAUGAAUUUGAUGUUUUAUGAUUCAGUGAUUUAAUACAUUUAACUCAAUUAAACUUGUCUCUGGUUAGUGAUGUGGAGAGAA
Molecule: messenger RNA, 4628 nt
Organism: Megalobrama amblycephala (Wuchang bream)
Lineage: Eukaryota; Metazoa; Chordata; Actinopteri; Cypriniformes; Xenocyprididae
Product: coiled-coil domain-containing protein 138-like
Source: RefSeq, a predicted model, not a curated record